This is a messenger RNA of Scleropages formosus (Asian bonytongue), 3394 nucleotides long. Its product is annotated as vascular cell adhesion protein 1-like. Gene Ontology annotation, biological process: cell-cell adhesion. The transcript is spliced from 12 exons. NCBI's taxonomy places the organism in Eukaryota, Metazoa, Chordata, Actinopteri, Osteoglossiformes, Osteoglossidae. Bases 58 to 2997 code for a protein of 979 amino acids. Gene Ontology annotation, cellular component: membrane. The record is from RefSeq and is a predicted model, not a curated record.
UUCAGUCUCUCCGCAGCCGUGACAUUCUAAGAAGAAGCCUACAAGUGUCGCCUGAAGAUGCCUUUCUUUGGCGUUUGGAUUUUAAUAGUGACAGCUGCAGUGUCGGCAGCCCGUUUGGAGGUGAAGGUGAACCCACGCGUGGCUCUGUCUCACGUGGGGGACAGACUGGUCGCCGAGUGCGAGGCGCAAUGCGCGGAAAAUGCCAAGUUCCUGUGGGACACCUUGAGCGACGUCCCUCUGGAAGGACGCGUUACCAGGGGCGAAAGUGCCAAGUCCUUCCUCACUUUUGACCCGGUCACGAUUGAGAACGAGGAAACUUUUGUGUGCAAGGUCACGUGUGGAAAAGACUGGAGACAAAGUCGGAUAAAAGUCACAGUGUACUCUUUUCCCAAGGACCCUGUCAUUUCUGGAAAUGAAAACUUAGUAGCAGGAGAAAAUGCGAGCAUCACAUGCAAAGUCCCCGAUGUCUACCCACCCGAGUCUCUGAGAAUCGAAUGGCUGCGGAAUGGACAGGUUGUGUCUAAGGAUGACAGCGAGGGAGGGGACAGCAGAUCGGUCCAAACGGUGUCCUCCACAUACACCUUUAUGCCCGAAGCUGAAGAUAAUGGACAGGCCAUUAGCUGCAGGGCUACGCUUCAGCUUUCUGGGCUCCCUGACAGAAACAAAACCAGAGAAUCAACUCUACCACUCGCUGUGCAGUCUCCACCAAGUAAAACCACUGUCUCUGUGAAUCCGGCUGAGGAGCCGAAGGAAGGGGAAUGUGUGACCAUUUCCUGUCAAUCAGAUGGUGCCCCAGCAUGUAACAUGAUCCUGCGUCGACAGACCAACGGCCAGUACACAGAGUUGCAGUCCAGUGUGGGCUCCAAUCUCUCCUACACGAUCCCUUCCAUCCAGCUGGAGGACACUGGUCUGUACGAAUGUGAGGCCCUCAAUGAGCAUGGGCGUCAGAACCACACUGUCCAGGUUAUGGUGAGAGCAUCACCCAGGAACACUACGGUCCAGGUAUCGCCCUCCUGGAAUGUCCCCCAAGGUCGGAACAUCACUGUCUCCUGCACCACAGUGAGCUUCCCAGCAGCCACUGCGGUCCUGAGGAGACUCUCUGACAGCAAGGAGCUCUCCUCCUCAGACUGCGUCUUCCACCUGCUGAACCUCACCACCAGCGACGCCGGUCCUUAUCUACUCAACGUCUCCAACGCCCUGGGAUAUGAGAUUAAGUUUUUCAACUUAAGCAUAAUGGCUCCACCAAGUAAAAUCACUGUCUCCGUGAAUCCUGCUGAGGAGCCGGAGGAAGGAGAGUAUGUGACCAUUUCCUGUCAAUCAGACGGUGUGCCAGCGUGUAACAUGACCCUGCGUCGACAGACCAACGGCCAGUACACAGAGCUGCAGUCCAGUGUGGGCUCCAAUCUCUCCUACACGAUCCCUUCCAUCCAGCUGGAGGACACUGGUCUGUACGAAUGUGAGGCCCUCAAUGAGCAUGGGCGUCAGAACCACACUGUCCAGGUUAUGGUAAAAGCAUCACCCAGGAACACUACGGUCCAGGUAUCGCCCUCCUGGAAUGUCCCCCAAGGUCGGAACAUCACUGUCUCCUGCACCACAGUGAGCUUCCCAGCAGCCACUGCGGUCCUGAGGAGACUCUCUGACAGCAAGGAGCUCUCCUCCUCAGACUGCGUCUUCCACCUGCUGAACCUCACCACCAGCGACGCCGGUCCUUAUCUACUCAACGUCUCCAACGCCCUGGGAUAUGAGAUUAAGUUUUUCAACUUAAGCAUAAUGGCUCCACCAAGUAAAAUCACUGUCUCCGUGAAUCCUGCUGAGGAGCCGGAGGAAGGAGAGUAUGUGACCAUUUCCUGUCAAUCAGACGGUGUGCCAGCGUGUAACAUGACCCUGCGUCGACAGACCAACGGCCAGUACACAGAGCUGCAGUCCAGUGUGGGCUCCAAUCUCUCCUACACGAUCCCUUCCAUCCAGCUGGAGGACACUGGUCUGUACGAAUGUGAGGCCCUCAAUGAGCAUGGGCGUCAGAACCACACUGUCCAGGUUAUGGUAAAAGCAUCACCCAGGAACACUACGGUCCAGGUAUCGCCCUCCUGGAAUGUCCCCCAAGGUCGGAACAUCACUGUCUCCUGCACCACAGUGAGCUUCCCAGCAGCCACUGCGGUCCUGAGGAGACUCUCUGACAGCAAGGAGCUCUCCUCCUCAGACUGCGUCUUCCACCUGCUGAACCUCACCACCAGCGACGCCGGUCCUUAUCUACUCAACGUCUCCAACGCCCUGGGAUAUGAGAUUAAGUUUUUCAACUUAAGCAUAAUGGCUCCACCAAGUAAAAUCACUGUCUCCGUGAAUCCUGCUGAGGAGCCGGAGGAAGGAGAGUAUGUGACCAUUUCCUGUCAAUCAGACGGUGUGCCAGCGUGUAACAUGACCCUGCGUCGACAGACCAACGGCCAGUACACAGAGCUGCAGUCCAGUGUGGGCUCCAAUCUCUCCUACACGAUCCCUUCCAUCCAGCUGGAGGACACUGGUCUGUACGAAUGUGAGGCCCUCAAUGAGCAUGGGCGUCAGAACCACACUGUCCAGGUUAUGGUAAAAGCAUCACCCAGGAACACUACGGUCCAGGUAUCGCCCUCCUGGAAUGUCCCCCAAGGUCGGAACAUCACUGUCUCCUGCACCACAGUGAGCUUCCCAGCAGCCACUGCGGUCCUGAGGAGACUCUCUGACAGCAAGGAGCUCUCCUCCUCAGACUGCGUCUUCCACCUGCUGAACCUCACCACCAGCGACGCCGGUCCUUAUCUACUCAACGUCUCCAACGCCCUGGGAUAUGAGAUCAAGUUUUUCAACUUAAGCAUAAUGGCCCACACAGGGGAGUCUCCUGCCUUGAACAUGACAGUCCCCACUGUUGCUACAGUUUCUUUGUUACCUGCAAUUGCCUUGGUGGUGCAUUACUUGAGGAAAUUCAGUCGGACAUUCUCAUACAAAGUGGGCCCUUCAUCUGUUGUGUAGGAAUGUAGGAGUGUAAGAACGUAGGGGGGCCCUCUUUGGUUGUCCUCUGCCUACUAGCAGGGCCAGGAUGGAGGUUCAAGAUGGCCAGAAAAGGAUCACUGCUGACUGACGGCUUCUACCUAGCUGACCAUUUUUAAGGAUCUUUGCCAGUUUACUGGUGUCUUAAAUUAUUGUGACAGAUGUUAAUUAAAUGUCUCAGGUAUUCUUCUUUGAAGAAGUCUCUUUUUUAAGUUCUUCUGGCAAAUAUUAUGAACCCGAAUGGAGUUGAAGGAACUCCCUAAGUAAAUAAGUGAACAUCACAAAAGCUGUUGCCAAUUUAUAGGAAACUGAAGCAAUUCUGAGGGGGCGCGGUGGUGCAGUGGGUUGGACCACAGUCCUGUUCUCCUGUGGGUCUGGG